CCUCCCCGCCUCUUGGUCUCGGCGUCCUCCCCGACGAGGCCGCGCGCGCGUCCUCCCCCUCGCCGCCGGCGCCGGCCAUGGGCAACUGCUGCCCGGGCUCCUCCGCGGCGGAGCCCGAGCCGGCGGCGUACUCCGGCUCCUCCCGCCCCGCCGGCAGCGCCACCGUCCCGCCGCCGGCGACGCUGGCUCCCUCCGCCGCGCCGGCGCCGGCGAAGCCGCCCGCGCCCAUCGGCCCCGUCCUCGGCCGGCCCAUGGAGGACGUGAAGAGCAUCUACACCGUGGGGAAGGAGCUCGGCCGGGGCCAGUUCGGCGUCACGUCGCUGUGCACCCACAAGGCGACGGGGCAGCGGUUCGCGUGCAAGACGAUCAGCAAGCGGAAGCUGUCGACCAAGGAGGACGUGGAGGACGUCCGGCGGGAGGUGCAGAUCAUGUACCACCUCGCCGGGCAGCCCGGGGUGGUGGAGCUCAAGGGCGCCUACGAGGACAAGCACGCCGUCCACCUCGUCAUGGAGCUCUGCGCCGGCGGCGAGCUCUUCGACCGGAUCAUCGCCAAGGGCCACUACACCGAGCGCGCCGCCGCGUCGCUCCUCCGCACCAUCGUCGAGAUCAUCCACACCUGCCACUCCAUGGGCGUCAUCCACCGCGACCUCAAGCCGGAGAACUUCCUCCUCCUCAGCAAGGACGAGCACGCCCCUCUCAAGGCCACCGACUUUGGCCUCUCCGUCUUCUUCAAAGAAGGGGAGGUGUUCAGGGACAUCGUCGGAAGCGCGUACUACAUCGCGCCGGAGGUGUUGAAGAGGAGCUACGGCCCGGAGGCGGACAUCUGGAGCGUCGGCGUGAUGCUCUACAUCCUGCUCUGUGGAGUCCCUCCCUUCUGGGCAGAGUCGGAGCACGGCAUCUUCAACUCCAUCCUGCGAGGGCAGGUCGACUUCACCAGCGACCCGUGGCCGCGCAUCUCCCAUGGCGCCAAAGACCUUGUCAGGAGGAUGCUCCAUUCUGACCCCAGGCAGAGGAUUUCUCCGUAUGACGUGCUCAAUCAUCCAUGGAUCAAGGAAGAUGGCGAGGCGCCCGACACGCCUCUCGACAACGCUGUUCUUGGCAGGCUCAAGCAGUUCAGAGCCAUGAACCAGUUCAAGAAGGCUGCUCUAAGGGUUAUCGCCGGAUGCUUGUCGGAGGAGGAGAUCAGAGGUCUGAAGGAGAUGUUCAAGAGCAUGGACUCCGACAACAGCGGCACGAUCACCGUCGACGAGCUGAGGAAAGGGCUGGCCAAGAAGGGAACCAAGCUCAGCGAAGCUGAAGUCCAGCAGCUCAUGGAAGCUGCCGAUGCAGACGGUAACGGGACGAUCGAUUACGAGGAGUUCAUCACCGCGACAAUGCACAUGAACAGGAUGGACAGGGAGGAGCACCUCUACACCGCGUUCCAGUACUUCGACAAGGACAACAGCGGGUACAUCACGAUCGAGGAGCUUGAGCAAGCGCUGCGAGAGAAAGGGUUGCUGGACGGCAGGGACAUCAAGGACAUCAUAUCCGAAGUCGACGCCGACAACGACGGAAGGAUCAACUACACCGAGUUCGUGGCCAUGAUGAGGAAAGGGGACCCGGAGGCGAACCCCAAGAAGCGGCGGGACGUCGUGCUGUAGGCAGCUAGAGGCGAGUCCGAUCGAGCUCGAGCAGCGGCCAUGGCUGGCAGGGAUUCGGAUUCGGGUGGACGGAGAAUGCAUGCACGCACGGCGGUUCAGAGGCAUGGAUUUCUUGAAAGGUGGCCGGCGAUCGAGAAGACGGCAGGCGCACGAGACAAGCGUUUCGCAUCAUAUCGCAUGGGCGAUCCUGUACAUCAACGAUGUGAAUCGGGUGCUGCGUGCUCUUGUGUCAGCUCAGCUGUAUAAUAGAAACUGUUCAUACCCUUUUACUGAAGAUGCGUUGUAAACUCUGGUUUGUCUAAUUGGGCUACAAGACACAGGUUAAAGGAUUUUGAGAUUGAUGUACAUAUUUUCGACCAUGGUGUGAAUUAAGGAGCAGAUUUCGAAGGCA
Oryza brachyantha (malo sina) is the source of this 2031-nucleotide messenger RNA. RefSeq names its product calcium-dependent protein kinase 14. The record is from RefSeq and is a predicted model, not a curated record. Lineage: Eukaryota; Viridiplantae; Streptophyta; Magnoliopsida; Poales; Poaceae. Gene Ontology annotation, molecular function: calmodulin binding; calcium-dependent protein serine/threonine kinase activity; ATP binding. Gene Ontology annotation, cellular component: cytoplasm; nucleus. Gene Ontology annotation, biological process: protein autophosphorylation; intracellular signal transduction; peptidyl-serine phosphorylation. Bases 78 to 1640 code for a protein of 520 amino acids. The transcript has 8 exons.